This is a messenger RNA of Penicillium olsonii, 1467 nucleotides long. NCBI's taxonomy places the organism in Eukaryota, Fungi, Ascomycota, Eurotiomycetes, Eurotiales, Aspergillaceae. The record is from the annotation of a GenBank genome assembly.
AUGGAAUACCUUCCUAGCCUUCAGCAAGAGUUCGACGAGAAUAAGCCGUCGCUCUUUGAACUCCUCGCCGAACAACAACUGUCAGAUCUUCUUCCACCAUCUAUACGUUAUCUUCUCGCAGUCGCAACCCACCGCCACCCGCGCUAUCUCCUCCGCAUCCUCAAUUCCUAUGACGAAGUUUACGCCCUCAUCUCCCUAAUAGUCGAACGUUACUACCUCCGAACGUUCGGCGGAUCCUUCACCGAGAAUUUCUACUCCUUGAAACGCGAACGGGUUCUCAAAACCAAGAAUGGCGAGAUUCCGCGCGCCCAGGUCGGCGCCGCUGGGCCUGUCCGCGACGCCCUCAAAUUACAUUCGACGGAUAUCUGGAAGAACCUGCUGGUGAUGGUGGGCAUCCCCUAUAUAAAGCGCCGGCUCGACGAAGGCUACGAUAUCCAUGCCGCCCCUCAGGCGUCUCUCGUCAUGGGCGACGGCCCCAGAUAUAAUCCCAACGACGACCUGCCGGCCAAUCCGUCGUUGCGCCAGCGUCUCUUGCACUACUAUAAGUGGUUCCUGCGGAACGUUUAUCCCUCCGUGAACGCCGCAUACUACUUCUCCGUGCUAGCGUUCAACCUCGCCUACCUCUUCGAUAACACAAAGUAUUCAUCACCGUUCCUGUGGCUCAUUGGCACACGCAUCCGCCGACUCGGCGCCGCCGACCAUCGAGCCAUCGCUGCGGUCCUAGACCCCAAGCCAGGACCUGGUACUGGACGAUCUCAACGACCGGGCGGUGGCCUGCUGGGCCUUCUAAGCCCGCAGAACCUCCACACGCAGAUGCUCACCUCACUGCGGUACUUCCUCCCCGCCUCGAUCUUCGCCCUCAAGUUCCUGGAAUGGUGGCACGCCAGUGACUUCUCCCGACAGCUUGCGCGCAAAGCAACAGAGGUACUAGAUCUACCGGCACCCGUCGUCGCGGGCCUCAUGUCCCCCGCCGAACGACGGAAAUCCUCCCUCCAAGACGAGAAAGAUAAAGCGAAGAAGCAAGAGCAGGAGAAGAAGAGCGCAGAUCUCAAGCCAGCGCUCAAAUCCUCUCGUCGUCAUCAGCCUCCCAUCUCCGCAACUUCCUAUCUCCCCAUAUACACCGUGGCUCUGCCUCCGGCUGAUUCGUCCAGCGCGAAUACGUGUCCGGUCUGCAUGGGCCCGCUCACCAACCCGACUGCUUGCCAGACGGGGUAUGUCUUCUGCUACGUCUGUAUCUUCCACUGGCUGAACGGCGAGCAUCAACGCCAACUGGAUUUCAUGGAUGGCGAAGGUGCUGGCGCGCCAUGGGAGGAAGAGAUCAAUGGCGAGGAGGAGGAGAAGGGAGACGAGGGCGAGAAGGGUACGCGAAAGAGAUCUGGGAAGUGGGAGAGUGGCAAGGGUCGAUGCCCUGUUACGGGAAGGAGAGUACUUGGUGGUACUGAUGGGCUGAGGAGAGUGUUGAUCUAA